This is a messenger RNA of Racocetra persica, 186 nucleotides long. The record is from the annotation of a GenBank genome assembly. Lineage: Eukaryota; Fungi; Glomeromycota; Glomeromycetes; Diversisporales; Gigasporaceae.
CAAAUAUCUUAACCUACAAAAAAGCUCAGCCAGUUUCUUUAAUAGAUCAAACUUUGCCUCAAAUUCUGUUGUCUUUUCCUAAAUUGCCCUAUUUACAACCUUUUCAGCUACCAUCUGUUAUGCAAUAUCCUCAUGAAUAUCAGGAAACUUUUUCAUCUUAUUUAGCUCCUCCAUAUCAAUCUGGAA